UCUUCUACUUGCUGUCUCCUUCCAAUAGAAGAGAACAGAAGAAAAAAAAAAAAGUUUCUAUGGAUCUUCAGGAGUGCUAAUCUUCACCUAGUAAACGUGUGACUAUUGUUCUUUCAUGUGAAGAAACAUGGAGUGUGAAAGCAAUAGUUGUAAGCAGAAGCAGAAGCUUGAGGUACCUGAUAUCCUCAGAGAAGCUGUUUUGAUCUUUUUCGGAAACCUCAACUUCAUCAUCUUCACUUUUCUCACUUCUCUUCCUCUAUUUUGUAUCAUGGUUUACUUUGAAAUUUACCUCCAAGAAAUCUUUGUUGAAACCUCCAAUAUUGUUAACCUACCACAUGUUCACUUCAGUCACUAUGACUACAGCUACAGGGCAGAUGACAUUAUAAGCAGAUUUAACAAGGAUUAUUUCCUAAAGUUGAUUCUCCUUGUAUUCAUUUACAUGGUGCCUCUCUAUGUCUUGGAGCUUGGUUCUGUAAUUCUUACUAUAGAUUUGGCUUCAAAGCUACGUUCAAAGAAAAUGACUCUCAAGGAGAUGUUUCAGACACCCUUUGACCUAUCAAAUUUGAGAGGCUCAUUUGUCACUUCAAUCUAUGUUCUUUUCUUGACAACUACUCACCAGCUUGGAUUACUGUGGAUAGUCAUAAAUUACAAUGUUUUCUUGAAGCACUUGAGUUGUUAUGUAUUAUUCGCUGUAAUUUGUAGCCUGGCAUUUGCAAAGGUCUUAAGGAUGUAUUUGGAAUGGAGUGGUAUGUGGAAUAUGAGUCUUGUCAUCUCAGUAUUGGAGGGAAUAUAUGGUAUUGAUGCAUUAGCCGUUUCAGCUUAUUUCAACAGAGGGUAUCACAAGAGGGGGCUCUUUUUGAUGCUGAUUUUCUUUGCCUGGGGGCAUCUUUUGAGGCUUUCAUGCUACCAUAUGGGAGGAUAUGAGAAAGGAAAUGGAAUUUUUGUACAAGUUGGCUUGUUCUGCCUCGUAAAUCCCCUGAAAUGGGUGGUCUGCAUGAUCUAUUUCCUUGAUUGUAAGGAAAGAAAAUUGGCAAACAAGACUGAGGAAUCAGGGAAAGAUGUUGAGAAUGGUGCGUGAAUGAGAAGUGGUUGCUGUGCACAAAAAUAAGGGAAUCAAUUUGAGGUCAGAGCAAAGAUUAAGGUAGCUAACUGGUUAAGCAGCCUUUAAGGUGAUCAAUUAAUAAAUGUUAUUUUCUACUGUAUUAUUAGUAUUAGUGUAUGAUUUCAACCAGUUUCAUUGCUAAAAAAUAUUUUGUUACAUUGUCAUUAG
Molecule: messenger RNA, 1270 nt
Organism: Abrus precatorius (Indian licorice)
Lineage: Eukaryota; Viridiplantae; Streptophyta; Magnoliopsida; Fabales; Fabaceae
Exons: 1
Coding region: 128-1078 (316 amino acids)
Source: RefSeq, a predicted model, not a curated record